Molecule: messenger RNA, 1008 nt
Organism: Eucalyptus grandis
Lineage: Eukaryota; Viridiplantae; Streptophyta; Magnoliopsida; Myrtales; Myrtaceae
Product: LOB domain-containing protein 42
Exons: 2
Coding region: 62-838 (258 amino acids)
Biological process (GO): regulation of gene expression
Source: RefSeq, a predicted model, not a curated record
UCUCUCUCUCUCUCUCUCUCUCUCUCUCUCUCUUUCUCACAGAGGGACUUCGAAAAGGGGAAUGAGAAUGAGCUGCAACGGGUGUAGAGUCCUCCGGAAAGCCUGCAGCGAAGAUUGCACCAUCAGGCCUUGCCUCCAGUGGAUCCAAUCCCCCGAGUCGCAGGCCAACGCCACCACGUUCCUCGCCAAGUUCUACGGCCGCGCCGGCCUCAUCAACCUCAUCAAUGCUGGCCCCUCCAACCUCCGCCCAGCCGUUUUCAGGUCGUUGCUGUACGAGGCCUGCGGGCGGAUCGUCAACCCGAUCUACGGCUCGGUCGGGCUGCUCUGGUCGGGCAACUGGGCCCAGUGCCAGUCGGCCGUCGAUGCGGUGCUCCAGGGCUCCUCCCAGUUCUUGCGAUCGCCUUCGCUCGACUCCACGGGGCCCCGCCUCAAGCCCUGCGACAUCCGCCACGUCCGGAAGACGUCCGGCUCCGGCGGCCUCCGCAAGAUCAGGACCAGGACUCAGUUCAAGCGGUCGUCAUCGAAUCGGGACAAGCUGGGCACGGAGCCCGAGGAGCUGUUCGGCCGUGAAGGGAGCAAGUGGAUCUACCCGGGCCCCAUCUACGAGGAGGCGAGCCACGACUCACGGGCGGCGGCGAACCGGGAGAGCGCGGAGGCCGAGAGCAUCUUCUCGGUGGAGACCGUGGAGGCUUCACUGGCAAACCUGGGGAAGCGGAACCGGAUGCUGAAAUUCGACUGGCCGGCGGAGGAGAGUCCGGAGAGUCCACUCCAGUUAGAGCUGGGUCUGGGCGUCAAACCGUCGUCACAUCCAAGCGAGCCCGACUUCGGUCGGCAUUGAUCAGACGAGAAAUAAAGCCUUAUCCUUUUGUCGUCAUUUUUAGUUCAAUUUGUCAUCGAGUUUCAGUUUCGCAAUUCCGAUUGUUCCGAUGCUUUGAUGUUUGCGGUGAGGUGACAGAUUUCGAUGUGUACAUACAGCACAUGAUAUAUGAAUGAGAUAGAAACACUGAG